Molecule: messenger RNA, 1013 nt
Organism: Paramisgurnus dabryanus
Lineage: Eukaryota; Metazoa; Chordata; Actinopteri; Cypriniformes; Cobitidae
Gene: ctrb.3
Product: chymotrypsinogen B, tandem duplicate 3
Biological process (GO): proteolysis
Molecular function (GO): serine-type endopeptidase activity
Source: RefSeq, a predicted model, not a curated record
UACGAGAGUUAAUUUUUCCCCACACCUGCUCCUCUGGGUAUCGUGUCAUCACUGGUAAGGGUUAAAAAGGGCUUACUGCUGUAAACAAGAUGGUAUUUCAUCCAAAAUGUCUUUCUUGUGGCUGUUAUCCUGCGUUGCCUUCAUUGGUGCAGCCUAUGGCUGUGGCGCUCCUGCCAUUUCCCCUGUUGUCAGUGGCUAUUCCCGCAUUGUAAAUGGUGAGGAAGCAGUGCCUCAUUCCUGGCCAUGGCAGGUGUCUCUGCAGGACAUCUUUGGCUGGCAUUUCUGUGGUGGGUCUUUGAUCAAUGAGAAUUGGGUGGUGACUGCUGCUCACUGCAGUGUGAGAACCAGUCAUCGUGUGAUCCUGGGAGAGCACAACAAAGCAAGCUCUCAAACUGAGGAAGAUAUACAAACUAUGAAAGUGCAAAAAGUGUUCACCCACCCUGAGUGGAACCCUAAUACCAUCAACAAUGACAUUGCAUUGGUGAAGCUGGCUUCCCCCGUUUCCCUGAUCAAUCACGUCUCCCCUGUCUGUCUUGCUGAGACUUCUGAUGAAUUUGCUCCUGGCAUGACCUGUGUGACCAGUGGUUGGGGUGUCACCAGAUACAAUGCUUUGUUCACUCCAAAUGAGCUCCAGCAGGUUGCCCUGCCCCUGCUGUCUAAUGAAGACUGCAAAAACUACUGGGGAAGCAACAUCAGUGAUGUCAUGAUCUGCGCUGGUGCAGCUGGUGCCUCCUCUUGCAUGGGUGACUCUGGUGGUCCUCUGGUGUGUCAGAAGGAUGGCGCAUGGACACUGGUUGGUAUUGUGUCCUGGGGAAGCAGUCGCUGUGACACCACUAUCCCUGGUGUAUAUGCCCGUGUCACAGAGCUCCGUGACUGGGUGGACCAGAUUCUGGCUUCCAAUUAAAAUGCUAUUUCAUAAAAAAAUAAUCAUAUAUAAAGAUUAUAUGAUAAUAAACUUUUGAUACUUAUACAUUUUAAGCGUUUUCACCCCAAAAUAAAAAAGUUAUCAUUUA